Messenger RNA from Coregonus clupeaformis (lake whitefish), 2025 nucleotides. RefSeq names its product regulator of G-protein signaling 7-binding protein B-like. The coding region runs from base 751 to 1512 and encodes 253 amino acids. Gene Ontology annotation, biological process: G protein-coupled receptor signaling pathway. Lineage: Eukaryota; Metazoa; Chordata; Actinopteri; Salmoniformes; Salmonidae. The transcript has 9 exons. The record is from RefSeq and is a predicted model, not a curated record. Gene Ontology annotation, cellular component: postsynapse; neuron projection; nucleus.
AUAACAACACCAAUGCCUUCUCUUGCGGAGGUACCCAGGUUCAAGUCACCAUACGUGGCUUCUUUAAGAUUCUUCAGCCGGUGGCCGUGAAGGGUAUCUUUGAGAGUGUGACGGGGCUGCUAACAGACAGUGAGGAGGAGGACAGAGAGGACUACACCUGCGCUGUGUGCCUAGAUGUGUACUUAAGCCUCUAUAGCUGCAACCCCUGUGGCCACAUCUUUUGUGAGCCCUGCCUCCGCACGCUGGCCAAGAACAGGCCCGCCAACACCACCUGUCCCCUAUGCCGCACCCUCAUCUCACACACACUUUUCCAGAAAGAGCUUAACCAGUCAGCUAAGACUUUCUUCCCGAAGGUCUACCACACACGGAACUGUGCUAAAUGGCCUCUUCCCAACUGCCUAAAACGUUUCAGCAUCUUUUGGGACUCGUAUGUUUUGGAGUCGUCGAUGCCUCGAAUGACGGAGCAGUGACGAAUGGUUGGCUCAGGCUCCCAGUGAAUUCGCCUCUCACGUAAAGGCACAACGGAAGACGGAUUUAAGCCAAAGUUGGCCUUCUGCAGGGGUGAAGGUGACUCGCCUAGCCGCUGAGGUGAGAGGGAGCUGCGAGAAGCCGUCCGCUACUCGCACUCAUCCUGCAAGCUGAACAUUUUAGACCCCGCAGGAACAUCGACAAGAGCCUCCACCUCGGCUGCAUCCUCGGGGAAUAUUAUAGAUAGGCUGUCGGUGGGGUUUUAUCAGUGGCUGUGUAUGCAUGUGUUCUGCACCGAACGGGCGCAAGAACCGCCCCAGAUCCGCAGCGAACAUUUUUCAUCUCAGCAAACCACUGCAGAGGGACCCGGAACGCCGGGAGAGCACCGAGAGCACGCGGAAAGCCCAGCGGGCCGUAGGCGACUGUAGGAUGACAGUCCAAGAUUUCAACACUCUCGUGGCGCUGUACCGAGAACAGGUCAUAACUAUUGGGGAGAUUUCGGCCGAUUGUCCCUCUUUACGGGCGGUGCUGCACCGCACCAGGACCAAAGGAUGCACAAUGGCCCAAGCUGCCCAUCAGAACCUCACCGUAAUAUCUGGGUCUGGGCCAGAGGAUGGGGAGAUCCACCCAGAGAUCUGCCGGCUAUUCAUUCAGCUACAGUGCUGCCUGGAGAUGUUCAUCACGGAGAUGCUCAAGUCCAUGUGUCUGCUGGGAGUGCUGCAGCUCCACAGGAAAGGAAAGGAUUCAUACCCAGAGCCCAGGUUGGACUUCAAGAUGGAUGAGAGCUCUGAUGUUCCCAUUCUGGAGGAGCACUCCUCCUCACCUGUGGACUACCAACAUGAGUCCUGGCUGGUGUGCACCGAUAUUGAAAACAUAGAGAGGGACAUGCGAGAGAUGAGAAACCUACUAAGCAAACUCAGGGAGACCAUGCCUUUACCACUGAAAAACCAAGAUGACAGCAGUCUGCUGAAUCUCACUCCUUACCCGCUGGUCAGGCAGAGGAAGAGGCGCUUCUCUGGGUUCUGCUGCCUGGUGUCCAGCUAAAAGGGCAGCACACCAACCCUACCCAACACCUUACAUGUUUUCCAACCUAUUACUGCCAUUUAGGAAAUGAACUUUGUUUUAUCUUAAAGCUGAUCAGUCUGUCUUUAUUUUUGUAGAUUAUUCUGUGUAGAAAAAGCUAUUCAAAUGAUAAGAUGUUAUGCACAUGCAUAUUUUGCUAUUAUGGUAUUCAAGUCGUCUCCCUUCGUAAAAAAGGAGAACCUUUAUAGGUCUAUAGGUAAGCCCAAACAGAUGUGCCAAGCUGAUGACAUAAGAGAUUCAGUAUUUUGGUAGACUGCUUUGCCUAAACUUUGCCUUUAGACAUCUUCCUCAGAAUGUCAUAUUUAUUUCACUGUGCAAUGCUUCUUUUGCAGUCUUCCAUGAAAAGGAAAUCGGUCUCCAACUUACAUUUUCCAUCACAAGGGCUUUGCAAUGCUACAUAUAAAAGCCAUUUCUCAUUUAAUGUAAAUACAAUAUACACUACCAGUCAAAAGUUUUAGAACACCUACUCAUUCA